GGAAGAAGAAAGUGGAAGAAAGUAGGCAGAGGAGCCGAAGAAGAAGUGGCUAAAAAAACAACACGGACACUCUGUCUGUUAACAAACAAGGUUACACCAUUAUCUGAGAGGAGACCCACUUCAUCAUGUGAGUCAUCUGAAACCCCUUGGUACUCUGUAGAUGGCUGCUAAUGUGUGUGGUCACAGGCUGAACUAAAAAAAAAAAAACCUCCCAGUCUUGUUUUUUCCUGGCUCUGGGCAAGAUGCUGCAACAAGGUGUUCACUCAGAAAACCAUCUUCAAUGAGAUUCCAGCUUUACAGCGCUCCAGUCAGACAGCUGUGAGGCACGUGAAGAGAUAGAGGCAUCGAGAAGGAAAUGGAUGUCACGGAUGCCGACGAGGAGAUGCCUGAUGGUGUUCCCACCUUAGUUGCCGAUGCCAGUCAGUGGGAGGACAGGGAGACCGACGAUGACUGCGAGCAGGAGGAGAACACAGCCUUUCUCAAAUCUCAGGAAUCUCCAAGCACAGCCCCUCACUCAGAUGCUGGAACUGGUGAAGCAGACCACUGCGGAUCCAUGGAGGCCAAAGAGGAUGUUGAGGAGGUUUCGGACGGCUUUGACCACAGGCAAGGAGAUCUCGAGGACUCGCAGGUUAUAAAUCAAGAAGAGGACGAAGCUGCAAAGGAGCAGCACAUGAAUGGGGAGUCUGGCUGGAGGAGCGUGGGAAGUGGAAGGAAGUGCAAGCUGCGGAGUGGCGCGUCGGUUUUAGAGCAGAGUGGUCAAAAUGCAUUUUCCUCCAUGCAAAAGGGCAACAUCAUGUCAGGCGGUGGUCGGCACAAGCAGACUCGCAGACGCAACCACCACCACCACCAACAGAGCCGGGGCCGCAGGCGAACGGGCAACCAGCUCGUCUUAGCUUUCAAGGAGAUGCUGUCGGAGUCCGUGAGCGUCUGGUGCAUCUCGUGCAUCCACAUGAUGAUUGAGAUCAUUGUCACGUUGACGCACAACUGCGGGGUUGGAGUGGAGACGGGCAUUGUAAAACUCUACACCUUUGGACAGCGUCUCUUUGUAAAGGUCACCGACGUACCAGGAAUGAAGGCAGACGCAAGUCGGGUUCUGAAUUGGAUGAAAUGCACGGGAGCAGACAUUUGGGCUAAAGUGGUUUGGUCGCUGAAGUGGGUAAAGACGGCUGCCUUAUCUUGUUUUGGACUUUUCUGUGUUUUGGUAAUUCUGGGGUCCCAGUGGGCGAAGAGCAUGCUGGUUCACAUUGGAGGAGAGAGGGGGAAACACUGUUGGACGGCGUUUCAGGAGUCCAGAAUAUGGAAGAGGGUCGCCUCCCUGCUAGACAGAGUCCGAAAGCUUUUCAGGAGAGACGGUCGCGUCCCUCCGUCCACACCCGAGUCACCGGGCCGAGCGGGGAGGGGCCAGCCGGGCCAGGAGCUGGAGAGACUGCUGGCCCUGGCCGAGGUGCCGGAGGACGAGCUGGACCCCUUCACGGUGCUGGGCGUGGAGGUGCACGCCACCGAGACAGAGCUGAAAAAGGCCUACAGACAGUUGGCUGUCCAGGUCCAUCCAGACAAGAAUAAACACCCACGAGCUGGAGAGGCGUUCAAAGUCCUGAGAGCUGCCUGGGACAUCGUCAGUAACCCAGAGACACGGCGAGAGUAUGAGCUGAAGCGAAUGGCAGCGACCGAGCUGUCAAAGUCCAUGAACGAGUUUCUCACUAAACUUCAGGACGAUCUGAAGGAAGCCAUGAACACCAUGAUGUGCACCAAGUGUGAGGGGAAGCACAAACGGUUUGAGAUGGACCGAGAACCUGCUGAAGCUCGGUUCUGUGCUGAGUGCAAUCGCUGCCACAGUGCGGAGGAGGGGGACCUUUGGGCCGAGUCCAGCAUGUUGGGUCUACGAAUCACAUACUUUGCUUGUAUGGAUGGAAAGGUGUAUGACAUUACAGAGUGGGCCGGUUGCCAAAGAAUAGGGAUUUCUCCUGACACGCACCGCGUCCCGUAUCACAUCUCCUUUGGUUCUAAGAACAACAGCAACGCUACACGACACAGAACGCCCUCAGAGCACGCCACAGGUCCCACCAACCCCGCCGACUUGCAGGACUUCUUCAACCGGAUCUUCAAGGGCGGUCCUCCGAACGACAUGUCUGCCAACGGGAGCUUCUUCCCUCCAGGUGCUCCUCACCAUCCCCCGCCCGGCGCCGCCGCUCCCCCGUUCACGCCGCCUCCGGGCCCGACCAGCUUCUACAUGCCGGGCGGCCACCGGCCGGAGCCCAGCGAGCCGUGGGCCGAAAGCGGCAAACCGCCCCGGAGGAGGAAGAAGGUCCGGAAACCCUUCCAGAGGUGAAGUCGGUUGACUCAAGUGCUCUGAAACUGCAACACGGGGACGCAAUGAAAAUCGGCCAUGUUUGUCUCUCGCCUGCCUGCUGGCGUGCCAAGGUCUGAAACGUUUUUAGGCUGGUGGAGGUUAAAGGCGCUGUCAGAUCAGCCAGAGCAGAUGGAGACCAGACGAUGAUGAAGAACAGGCGGCGAAUAAAUCCUGAAGUAUUGAAAGAGGGGUUGAAGGGAUGGUGCUUUACCUCUCAUUUCACUUUACGUUUUUUUUUUGUUGUUGUGGGUCUUAAUGACGGCUGUAGCCUUGGCAUCAAAGCCUUUAUGAGGAUGCUGUAAUGAGACAUUUUCCUUUUUCUUUUUUUUUUUUGUCUCCAUAAUUUCCUGCCAAAUCCUUCAUUGCAUGAGUUACUCACCUGCAUUUUUAACACAUUCGCUCUCUCACUUUUGUCGAUGGGGUUUCAUAGCGAGGGGCUCCAGGCAGAGCGGUAGCUGAGGAGAAGGUUUCGAGUCGGUGGGACUGUGAGUCGUGGAUCGCCGUCACUGAGAAGUGAAGGUCUGGGCAGCGUCCACGGGCCAGUGGCAGUUAGAUCUGUUUCUGGAUUCGCGUCUCUCCCAUCACAUUUCAAGAGAGAGUCUAAAGGAGCCAAACCGAACAUCCGAAACAACAAACAACUUUACUUGGUAUUUUCUGAAAAGCAGAGCAGGUUUUUAACCCACAGCAAUUUAAAGGCAGUGCUUCAUACUGAAUUAUUAAAAGACACGAUUUUGUGCUGAUAUAAAACGGCCCGUUGCAGUGGCUUCAGUGGACAGGGUGUGUGGCUUUAUGGCUUAAGUUAAUAAUUUUGGACUGAAAACGAUCCUGAUUUAUCAGCCGUGCCGUCAGGAAAAUUACCUUGUCGAUUAGUUUGUUUUUCCUGUCAAAAUUAAAAUUACAAAUUAAACAUAAGGCACUGUAUUCACUCUGUAAGUUUUAAAAGACGCCCUCCAAACAUCAGUUUGAGUUUGCGCGGCUCUGCAUUGUGCCACCGCGACGCAACGGACUGACAUGAUCAGGCAGCUACUGAAAGAAAUUUAUUCCAUUUUUUUUUUUUUUUUUGAGUUCGUAUUUAAUGAAGGUUGUUCAGUGCCAUCUUAUUUCAUUCGAGGACUUUCGAAGCAGAUUAAGCUGCUGACCGAAUCCAAACACUUACUUUCUCUUGAACUCGGCAUUGACGACACCCGAACACCGAUGGCCGGUCGUGUCCGGUUGGCGACACUUUAACGCUCGUAGCUUAAUCGAAGAGAACAGAUUUGUUUUUGUUUACACCUGACAUGAAGAUUGUGAGACUGUAGUGAUAUGGCAAUUAUCUGAGAUAAGGCAUUUUGAUGAAUCUUUUUAUAUUGUCAGCCGGUAACGAUGCGUGCGACGUCCAUUGUUGUGUUUUCCCUCUUCUUUUGUGUUAAUUUGCACACCCACCACUGUAAUGGCAUCAGAGGGAGGCUUGAACAGUCAUCUGUGAUUUAGCUGAACCAGACUCCUCCAGCUGCAGCUGAGUAGGAGGUGUAGCUCGCGACGCUAACAGCUUCACUCGCAAAUGGAGAAUUUUUUUUUGUUGUUGUUGUUGUUUGUUUUAUGAAGUCUGAAUGUUAAAUGAGUGACAUUUUUUUGAACAGCACCAUUCGAUUGCACAACCAUUACUACUAUUGCUUUGAGAUGAUAUAUGGGAACAGUUUGAUGGGAUUGCGGUGCAUGGCGUGUUUUGUCUGGAUGCUUUACGAGGAGCCCCUGCCGCAGAGCGCUGCUCGAGUUGAUUUCAGGACAGGACAGCAGGUUUGCCAUUUCUCUCUUCAUGUGUCAAAUAGUUUCUAAUUCUUCAUGUUUCUCCAGUUUCCCUGAUGAGGAAUGAUGUUUUGACAGAGACGUGCUCUUUUCUCUAAAAUAAGAUAUUAAAUAUGUUCAAGUUUAGCGAAAUCUGAUCAGUUUUUCUACCUGAGCGGGAUAGAAUUUUGAGCUUGAAGGUUGGAUUUUUCCACAUUGCUUCCUACUUUUAAAAUCUCUUAACAUACCAUCUUUUCACGAAUGUUAUGGAACUCUUAAAAAAAAAAAAAAAAUCCAUUCAUCCUCAUCAGGCGUGUUGGAGCAGGUGGACUGCAGGACUGUGGCCCUCCACCUGGAUUGAACCAGAAGCGGUCCUGGAGGGCAGCCGUCCUGCGUUUUCCACUUUGCCCUGCUCUGACACAUCUGAAUCUUUUUAUAGGUCAUCAUAAAGCUCUUCAGAAAGCUUGAUAAAAGCUUUUAGAACCUGUUGUGCUGGAGGAGAGCAAUAUCAGAAAGGUGUGAGCCUCUACCUCUCAUAGCUGGAAACUUUGGAGUCGUGUCACACGUUUAGCCGCUUCUUAUCAGGCCGUCUUUAGAGCUUGAUAAGUUUCAGGUGUCUUAAGAGCAAAGACAGAGCAGAAAAUUCAGGAUAGCUGCCGCCCAGGAGCAGGAUCUGAUACCUCUGCCCCAGGAGAAUUCCACCCACAAUGCUCCUCUGCAUCAGGCCUCCUCUUGGAAACUGGACUCAUCUGUGACCAUGUUAUCAAACAUCACAUGGCGCUCUCCACAUGUCACCCUUGACUCGAGAACAUGCAGCUCUGCAUGUCAAACAGGUUCAAGAAGUCAAAGAAUGAGCCAACACGCUGGAUUUAUUUUCGUUUGGAUUCUUUCAAAGUUUUCAACAGAAUAUGCAGAAUUGUUGCAAAAAAAAUAAAAAUAUCAGACAAUCAUCAGGGUUUUUUGUAGGGAAUCAAAGGAGGUGAGUUCCCUGGCUGGCAAACAGUUAAAAAAUCUAUCACUGUUUGGUUUCUUUUCCCCUGCUUUCUCUGGUUUUUCAAAAUAAAGAUGAUUUCCUAUA
Messenger RNA from Salarias fasciatus (jewelled blenny), 5192 nucleotides. RefSeq names its product DnaJ (Hsp40) homolog, subfamily C, member 14 (gene dnajc14). The record is from RefSeq and is a predicted model, not a curated record. The coding region runs from base 356 to 2329 and encodes 657 amino acids. The transcript has 7 exons. Gene Ontology annotation, molecular function: dopamine receptor binding. NCBI's taxonomy places the organism in Eukaryota, Metazoa, Chordata, Actinopteri, Blenniiformes, Blenniidae.